Monopterus albus (swamp eel) is the source of this 1823-nucleotide messenger RNA. RefSeq names its product dnaJ homolog subfamily C member 11-like. Gene Ontology annotation, biological process: cristae formation. Lineage: Eukaryota; Metazoa; Chordata; Actinopteri; Synbranchiformes; Synbranchidae. The annotation marks the transcript as partial. The transcript has 15 exons. The record is from RefSeq and is a predicted model, not a curated record.
AACCUGUCCAGUCACGUCUUACAGGCUACAUUGGAGGAGCUAAAGGCAUCAUAUCGGAGGCUGUGUAUGCUCUAUCAUCCUGACAAACAUCGAGACCCAGAGCUAAAAAGACAGGCGGAACUGCUCUUCAACCAGGUGCACCAGGCAUAUGAGGUGCUGAGUGAUGCUCACUCCAGAGCCAUCUAUGACAUCUUUGGGAAGAAAGGACUGGAGGUGGAAGGCUGGGAGGUGGUGGAGAGGAGGAGAACCCCAGCAGAAAUUCAAGAGGAGUAUGAAAGACUGCAGAGAGAAAGAGAAGAGAAGAGACUGCAGCAAAGAACUAAUCCCAAGGGCACCAUCAGUGUGGGUGUGGAUGCAACGGACCUGUUUGACCGCUAUGAUGAGGACUUUGAAGAGAUGCCAGGAGGAGGCUUUCCUCAUAUUGAAAUAAACAAGAUGCACAUUUCGCAGUCUAUAGAGGCUCCUUUGACCAACUCUGACACAGCAGUGCUGUCCGGUUCACUCUCUACACACAAUGGGAACGGAGGCGGCAACAUUAACAUGACUCUACGAAGGGUUACGUCAGCCAAGGGCUGGGGAGAGGUGGAGUUUGGUGCAGGAGACAUACUGGGUCCGCUCAUAGGCUUAAAGGUUUUUCGCAAUCUCACUCCACGAUGCUUCCUGACAGCCCAGUGUGGUUUGCAGUUCUCACCUCGAGGUUUACGACCAAGCUGUUCUCUAAUGACAGCACGCCACCUGGACCAGAACACUAUGGGUUACCUUCAAUGGCGCUGGGGGCCUAACAGUGCCAUGACUACUAGCCUGGUCCGAGACACAAAGAGCAGCCACUUUACUUUAGCUCUUCAGCUGGGUGUGCCCCACUCCUACCUGAUGAUGAGCUACCAGUACAAGUUCCAGGAUGAAGACCAGACUAAAGUUAAAGGCUCUGUGAAGACAGGCUGGUUUGGCACUGUGGUAGAAUAUGGAGCAGAGAGGAAGAUCAGUCGACACAGUGUUCUGUCAGCCACUGUCAGCGUCGGCGUCCCACAGGGAGUCACGCUCAAGAUCAAGUUGGCACGUGCCAAUCAAACGUACCUGUUUCCAGUCCACCUGACAGACCAACUGCUGCCCAGUGCUGCUUUCUACGCCACAGUUGGACCACUGCUGGUCUACGCGGCCAUCCACAGACUGAUCAUCAUCCCAUAUACACAAGCACAGAAAGAGCAAGAGCUGGAGCUGCAGAGGAAGAGCUCUGCCACAGAUAUUGCCAAGAAGAAGCAGGAGGCAGAGUCUGCUGUUCUGCUGAUGCAGGAGUCUGUGAGGAGAAUCAUAGAAGCAGAAGAAUCCAAGAUGGGUCUGAUCAUCCUGAAUGCUUGGUAUGGGAAGUUUGUGUCAGACACCAGCCAGAAACAGGAGAAAGCCAAGGUCAUCGAUGUCACUGUGCCUCUGCAAUGCCUGGUCAAAGACUCUAAACUCAUUCUCACCGAGGCCUCUAAGGCGGGGUUGCCUGGCUUCUACGACCCAUGUGUAGGAGAGGAGAAGAGUCUGAAAUUGCUGUACCAGUUCAGAGGUGUUAUGCACCAAGUCAUCUCUGCAGAAAAUGAGCCUCUACGGAUACCCAAGCAAUCUCACAGAAUUGAGUCCAAGUCCAAGUCCUAGGAGCUAACCACUGUCGGAGCACCAGAGGGCAAAAGAGGAUAAAGCCAACUUUGUGUACACAGAAGAACCCAACAAUGGAGGGGACACGUGAAAAAUGAGUCAGUUUCUCUCCUCUGGUGCUCCUCUGUCAUGGUAUUAGUGAGUCUGAUUACUGACUCCCUCUACUCCUUCCUUUCCUGUGGGCC